CUUGUUUAUUUCAUGUGGGCCUCACUCGAUUCGCUCUUCUUCAUCUGCUGAUUCCCUUUUCUGCUCUCUUCUGCGCGCUUUUAUUUUGUUACAACAAACGCCUCCAUCAUCCCAACCAAACCCUCACCAUUAUUAUAUCUCUCACCGCACCACCAUUUUUCUUCACUCGUACCCAUUCUCUCCUUUAAGUAUGUCUUUACAACUCUAUUUCUUGGUUUUCAUAACAUUUAUGAUCCGAGAAGCAAAUCAGCUACACAUACAUUGUCUGGCAAUGUUCAGAGGCAACAACAGCAACACUGCUGCCCCGUCUUUUCUUGAAAAUCAUCUUCAAUACCCGGCAGAUGUCCCAAAUCAGCUGCAAUUAUGUGGAAACUUACCUGUGGAAUUUCAUUCUGACCCUGUAAAUUAUCUUGGAAGUAACAGCGACACUCCAUUCCUCCUGUCGAAUAAAUGUGGCAGGGAUGCUGAAGCCAUUCCGAGGCAGCAAAAAUUUCCGUUUUCAUUAAGCAAUAAAACUUCAAAUGAUGAAUCGGAGAGAAGAGCCAGCACGUUGAACCUAAAUCCUGUGUCCACUGGUUUAAGACUCUCUUAUGAUGACGAGGAGCGGAACUCCUCUAUCACUUCUGCAAGUGGAAGCCUGACAGCAGCAUCCUCAGUUUUUCCUUAUCUGAGCAAUGACAUCAAAAGUGAACUUGAUCAGCAAAAGGAAGAACUCAACCACUUUAUCAGAACUCAGGAAGAAAAUAUGGUAAAAGGGGUCCAAGCCAUGAGGCAGAGACACAUGGCCUCUUUCGUGACUGCCCUGGAGAAACGAGUAAGCAGAAAGCUGCGCGAGAAAGACGUUGAGCUGGAGAGCGUAACCCGCAGAAACAAAGAACUGGUCGAGAGCAUGAAGCAAGCAACGAGUGAAGCCCAGAACUGGUGCUAUAUGGCCAAGUACAACGAGUCAGUCGUGAAUGUUCUGAAAACCAAUCUCGAGCAAGCCAUGCGGGGGUCAAACGCAGGCAAAGAAGGGCGUGGAGAGAGCGAUGCGGAUGAUGCUGCGUCUUGCAUUGAUCCAAACAACUACCUCAGCGUCUCUGCUCCCGCGAAGAAAGACAUCAUCUGUAAAGCUUGCAAAGGCAAGGAGGUAUCCGUUCUGCUAAUGCCGUGUAGACAUUUCUGUUUGUGUAGAGAGUGUCAAGCCUUUGCUACUGUUUGUCCUGUCUGUCAGAUGAUUACAACUGCUAGUUUCGAGGUCUAUCUAUCUUGAAUAUCAAUUAAAUAUUUAACUUAUCUUAAUAGGAAUACUCAGUUCUCUAUA
Messenger RNA from Salvia hispanica, 1303 nucleotides. RefSeq names its product SBP (S-ribonuclease binding protein) family protein. Lineage: Eukaryota; Viridiplantae; Streptophyta; Magnoliopsida; Lamiales; Lamiaceae. The record is from RefSeq and is a predicted model, not a curated record. Gene Ontology annotation, molecular function: ubiquitin-protein transferase activity.